AUGCAAAAUCGACUUGUGGUAUGUGUUUGCAAUUUAAAGCCAGUGAAAAUGCGCGGCAUCGAAUCUCAAGGAAUGGUUUUGUGUGCUUCCACUCCGGAGAAAGUUGAACUGAUUCGUUUCGAUGAGAGCUGCAAACCAGGACAGCUCGUCUCCUGUGAGGGCUUUAUCAGGCGGCCAGAUCCAGUGCUAAAUCCGAAGAAAAAAGUCUGGGAGGGAGUUGCGCCAGAUUUGAAAGUCAGUACGGAAGGCAUGGUAGUAUACAAGGAAAAGCCGUUGCUUAUCGAUGGCCGUCUACCGUUGAUAGCUCCAACAUUACGGGAUGUUCCAGUGAAAUGA
This is a messenger RNA of Gongylonema pulchrum, 336 nucleotides long. NCBI's taxonomy places the organism in Eukaryota, Metazoa, Nematoda, Chromadorea, Rhabditida, Gongylonematidae. The record is from the annotation of a GenBank genome assembly.